Molecule: messenger RNA, 687 nt
Organism: Caenorhabditis bovis
Lineage: Eukaryota; Metazoa; Nematoda; Chromadorea; Rhabditida; Rhabditidae
Source: the annotation of a GenBank genome assembly
AUGAUCGCUUUUUCGUCCAUUAUUGCUAGCAUUUUAAUAUCACUGGCUGAUUCUCAAUUUCUUGGAAGCAGUUUGUACAACGCUCUAGGAUCAUAUAAUGAUAAUGAUAUGUGUAGAUACAUCUCCUGCCCUUUUGGUCAGUAUUGCUGGAAUGGAAAUUGUCUCUCUUCUGGAAGUUCGUCGGUACUGGGCUCGAGAGCAUUCGGUUUUGGGGCAGGAGGUGGCCUUAGUGGGCUUGCAUCCGCAGCAGCACUUUAUUCGGGAAUGGCAACAAGUCGCGGAUUAGCAACUGGCGCUAAUGUAGCCACUGGAGUCACUCCUUAUGGCGGGGCACAACCUGUGCCACUAGGCGGUGUUCCUUCGACUGUAGGAGGACUUCAGCCAUGUAGUUUAAUGCAGCAAUGUUUUAAUGGUCAAAUUUGCGUCAACGGUUACUGUACUCGAAGCAACGUCGCUUACCAAGGCAGUCAAGUCAUGCCCUCGGAGACAUCAUGUAUGACUGGUGCAACAUGUCCUGUAGGUCAAUAUUGCAUCAAUGGAAUAUGUAUGCAAAAUCCAAUGUCGACCACAUUUGCAUGCCACAAUGGAAUUUCCUGCCCAAUGGGAAUGAUGUGCCAACUAGGCCGAUGUUUACCGAAUGGAUUACCGGCCAUGUUCAUGCAAAACCCGUUGAUGGGUAAAAAAUAA